This is a messenger RNA of Acyrthosiphon pisum (pea aphid), 1797 nucleotides long. RefSeq names its product 52 kDa repressor of the inhibitor of the protein kinase-like. NCBI's taxonomy places the organism in Eukaryota, Metazoa, Arthropoda, Insecta, Hemiptera, Aphididae. The coding region runs from base 1 to 1797 and encodes 598 amino acids. The record is from RefSeq and is a predicted model, not a curated record. The transcript has 7 exons.
AUGUUGAGAGAGGCACACAAAGAUGAGACAAAUUCCAGUCCAGUAUAUUCUAUAGCCAACGAUGAACACAAAGUUAAUGACAGUUUUGAAAAUUCUGAGAUAGAUUUUAAUGAUUUGAUAAUUAAUUCUAAUUCUACCCAAACAACUUCAAGCAACAAUGAUUAUGAUAUUGGUUUAUAUAUUAACAGAACAUCUAGUAAAACUUUCAGUGAUGAUAUUAAAGAAAAGCUUUUAAAAAAUACAUGGAUACCAGAAUCGUUCACCAACUUGCAUGUACAACUUAUUCUAAAGCACAAAAUGGAGCAUUUUGUAAAAAAUUGUGUGGUUUUUGGUCCUGGAAGUUUUUCUGGUAAAGUUUCACAUCAGAGUGUUGGACAGCUUGUGUCAAAACCAUUGCAGAAUUGGAAAUCAGCCAAAGAAAUUUGCUAUCGUCAUUCUUGUCUUCAAUAUCACCAACUAGCAGUAUUAAAAUCAGAUAAUUUUUUAAAAAUGGCUGAUGGAAAGAUAGAUAGCGUACAACUUGAAACAAUAAUAUUUUGUGGGCGGCAAGAAAUUCCAUUAAGAGGACAUAAAGACUAUGGCCGCCUAAGUCUGAAUGAUCCAGAUAAUAAUGAUGGGAACUUCAGAGCCUUGUUGCGUUAUAGAGCUAAAAAUGAUGACGAUACUCUAAAAUCGCAUAUUUUAAAUGCUGGUGGAAAACAAAUGUAUUCAAUGAAAAAAGCCAAAUUUUUCACUGUGCUUGCUGAUGAAACAUCUGACGUCCAAGGAAUUGAACAAUUUUCAUUAGCUGUUCGCUAUUUUGAUGAAGAAGUUAAUGAAAUAAGAGAAGAUUUUUUAAAAUUUGUGCCAGUGCAUGAUGUUACAGGCAAAGGAUUAGCUACUACAAUAAAAAAAGAACUUCAGUCUCUCGGUCUUGAUUUAAAUUAUAUGCGUGGACAAGGGUAUGACGGCGCAAUGAGUGGAGCUUUCAAUGGAGUACAAGCAAUAAUAUUGGAGGAAUAUUCUAUGGCAAUUUACACUCAUUGUGUUUCUCAUUCAUUGAAUUUGGUUUUAAAUGAUGCAUCAAAAUUACAACCAGUUAGAAAUUGCAUUGGGGCGAUAAGAGAAAUAAGUACUUUUAUGAGGGCAUCGGUGAGAAGAUCUAAUAUCUUAAAAACAAAAUUAUCUAAACAAGGAUUGACACCUUCACGUUUAAUAAAUUACUGUGACACUAGAUGGGUAGAACGGCAUGAAGAAAUUGUUAAUUUCAAAAAUGAUAUUUUACCAAUUAUUGAAACUAUGGAACAGAUAGUGUCAGAUAAUAAAGAUGAUGGAGCAGCUGCUCGAUCAUUUCAUAAAAAACUUUGUGAUUUUGAAUUUUUAAUAACAUUAGUCACUGUUAGUAAAAUGUUGGCUAUAACUCAUCAAAUAUCAGUUAGCCUGCAAAAACCUGAUAUUGAUUUAAGUUCUGCUAUUGGGCACAUAGAACUUGUACAAUCAGUCAUAAAUGAUAUUAGAUCUAACGUUGAAAUUGAAUUUAAACAAUUGUAUUUAAGUGCUCAAGCUAUUAGUUCUAAACUUAAUAUUGAACCAUCAAUACCUAGGAUUGUUGGUAUCCAAAGACAUCGUCAUAAUUAUUCAACUAACUCUCCAGAUGUAUAUUAUAGAAUUAGCUUAUUCAUACCAUAUCUUGAUGAAUUAAACAAAUCAUUAGUCAACAGAUUUUCCAAACAUAAAAAGACUCUUAUAGACGUACCUUACAUCAAAAUUGUUCGCUUUUUUGUGCCGAAUCUGGCCAUUUAUGCAGUAACGUUGUAA